Molecule: messenger RNA, 2523 nt
Organism: Condylura cristata (star-nosed mole)
Lineage: Eukaryota; Metazoa; Chordata; Mammalia; Eulipotyphla; Talpidae
Gene: GRIN2D
Product: glutamate receptor, ionotropic, N-methyl D-aspartate 2D
Exons: 13
Biological process (GO): long-term synaptic potentiation; excitatory postsynaptic potential; synaptic transmission, glutamatergic
Cellular component (GO): postsynaptic density membrane; postsynaptic membrane; NMDA selective glutamate receptor complex
Molecular function (GO): NMDA glutamate receptor activity; transmitter-gated monoatomic ion channel activity involved in regulation of postsynaptic membrane potential
Source: RefSeq, a predicted model, not a curated record
CGCAGCCUCGUGCUGCAGCUCUGCGACCUGCUGUCGGGGCUGCGCGUGCACGGCGUGGUCUUCGAGGACGACUCGCGCGCGCCCGCCGUCGCGCCCAUCCUCGACUUCCUGUCGGCGCAGACCUCGCUGCCCAUCGUGGCCGUGCACGGCGGCGCCGCGCUCGUGCUCACGCCCAAGGAGAAGGGCUCCACCUUCCUGCAGCUGGGCUCCUCCACGGAGCAGCAGCUUCAGGUCAUCUUUGAGGUGCUGGAGGAGUACGACUGGACGUCCUUUGUAGCUGUGACCACGCGUGCCCCUGGCCACCGGGCCUUCCUGUCCUACAUUGAGGUGCUGACUGAUGGCAGCCUGGUGGGCUGGGAGCAUCGUGGGGCACUGACGCUGGAUCCUGGGGCGGGUGAGGCAGUGCUGGGUGCCCAGCUCCGCAGUGUCAGUGCCCAGAUCCGCCUACUCUUCUGUGCACGCGAGGAGGCUGAGCCCGUGUUCCGGGCUGCCGAGGAGGCUGGUCUCACUGGGCCUGGCUACGUCUGGUUCAUGGUGGGGCCCCAACUAGCUGGAGGUGGGGGCUCAGGAGCCCCGGGGGAGCCCCUUCUUCUGCCAGGAGGGGCCCCACUGCCUGCAGGGCUGUUUGCAGUGCGCUCGGCUGGCUGGCGGGACGACCUGGCUCGGCGUGUGGCAGCUGGGGUGGCUGUUGUGGCCAGAGGUGCCCAGGCCCUACUGCGUGACUAUGGUUUCCUGCCUGAGCUUGGCCAUGACUGUCGUGCCCAGAACCGCACCCACCGAGGGGAAAGUCUACAUAGGUACUUCAUGAAUAUUACCUGGGAUAACCGGGAUUACUCCUUCAAUGAGGAUGGCUUCCUGGUGAACCCCUCCCUGGUGGUCAUCUCCCUCACCAGAGACAGGACUUGGGAGGUGGUGGGCAGCUGGGAGCAGCAGACCCUCCGUCUCAAAUACCCGCUGUGGUCCCGCUAUGGCCGCUUCCUGCAGCCAGUGGAUGACACGCAGCACCUUAUGGUGGCCACUCUGGAGGAGAGGCCCUUUGUCAUCGUGGAACCUGCUGACCCCAUCAGUGGCACUUGCAUCCGAGAUUCUGUCCCCUGCCGGAGCCAGCUCAACCGCACCCACAGCCCUCCGCCGGAUGCUCCCCGCCCAGAGAAGCGGUGCUGCAAGGGCUUCUGCAUCGACAUUCUGAAGCGACUGGCACACACUAUCGGCUUCAGCUAUGACCUCUACCUGGUCACCAAUGGCAAGCACGGGAAGAAGAUUGACGGCGUCUGGAACGGCAUGAUCGGGGAGGUGUUCUACCAGCGUGCGGACAUGGCCAUCGGUUCGCUCACCAUCAACGAGGAGCGGUCCGAAAUCGUAGACUUCUCUGUGCCCUUCGUGGAGACCGGCAUCAGCGUCAUGGUGGCACGCAGCAAUGGCACCGUGUCCCCUUCUGCCUUCCUUGAGCCCUACAGCCCCGCCGUGUGGGUGAUGAUGUUCGUCAUGUGCCUCACGGUGGUUGCUGUCACUGUUUUCAUCUUUGAGUACCUCAGUCCUGUCGGCUACAACCGCAAUCUGGCCACUGGCAAGCGCCCUGGCGGCUCAACUUUCACCAUUGGGAAAUCUAUCUGGCUGCUCUGGGCCCUGGUGUUCAAUAACUCAGUGCCUGUGGAGAACCCCCGAGGGACCACCAGCAAAAUCAUGGUGCUGGUGUGGGCCUUCUUCGCCGUCAUCUUCCUCGCCAGCUACACAGCCAACCUGGCUGCCUUCAUGAUCCAGGAGGAGUACGUGGACACCGUGUCUGGGCUCAGUGACCGAAAGUUCCAGCGGCCCCAAGAGCAGUACCCGCCCCUGAAGUUUGGGACAGUGCCUAACGGGUCCACGGAGAAGAACAUCCGCAGCAACUACCCCGACAUGCACAGCUACAUGGUGCGCUACAACCAGCCGCGUGUAGAGGAGGCGCUCACUCAACUCAAGGCAGGGAAGCUGGACGCCUUCAUCUAUGACGCGGCUGUGCUGAACUAUAUGGCUCGCAAGGACGAGGGCUGCAAGCUGGUUACCAUCGGCUCGGGCAAGGUCUUUGCCACCACAGGCUAUGGCAUCGCCCUGCAUAAGGGGUCCCGCUGGAAGCGGCCCAUCGACCUGGCACUGCUACAGUUCCUGGGGGAUGAUGAGAUUGAGAUGCUGGAGCGGCUGUGGCUGUCAGGGAUCUGCCACAAUGACAAGAUUGAAGUCAUGAGCAGCAAGCUGGACAUAGACAACAUGGCGGGUGUCUUCUACAUGCUGCUGGUAGCCAUGGGCCUGUCUCUUCUAGUCUUUGCCUGGGAGCACCUGGUGUACUGGCGCCUGCGGCACUGUCUGGGGCCCACUCACCGCAUGGACUUCCUGCUGGCCUUUUCCAGGGGCAUGUAUAGUUGCUGCAGCGCGGAGGCCGCUCCGCCCCCCGCGAAGCCCCCGCCGCCGCCUCAGCCUCUGCCCAGCCCUGCGUACCCCGCAGCCAGGCCACCCCCCGAACCACGCAAAUUUCUUCCGAGGGAAUAG